This is a messenger RNA of Pseudo-nitzschia multistriata, 474 nucleotides long. The record is from the annotation of a GenBank genome assembly. NCBI's taxonomy places the organism in Eukaryota, Bacillariophyta, Bacillariophyceae, Bacillariales, Bacillariaceae.
UUCAAGAAGAGGCCUUUUGUCUUCUUCUACAUCAUUUCAGGUAGUUUAAUAAUAAUGGGAUCAUCGCAGUCAUCAGCAACAUCAUCGUCGUCGGCAAACAUGAAAGAUUUUAUCAACGGACAAAUCAGCGCAAACAAGAUCGUGGUCUUCAGCAAGUCCUACUGCCCCUACUGCACGAAAACGAAACAGCUCUUCGCUCAGCCCGAAUACAAAGCACUCAAUCCCGUUGUACACGAACUCGACAAGAUGGGUGACGGUCCAGCCAUCCAAGCAGAACUCUUGGCCAUGAGUGGUCAGCGAACGGUGCCAUCUGUGUGGAUCGGAGGAACCUUUCUGGGUGGAAACUCCGAAACACAGGCCGCCCAUAAGGACGGCUCGCUGCAGUCCAARCUGGGUCUCAACUAAACGAGAAACUCGUUCUUGGGUUCGAGCACCUGACGUUUCUUGCGGUUUGAAUAAACGAAGUUCAAGUAC